AUGCCGGACAUGAAACGAAAGCAGCGUCCACCGCGGAAGAAGGCUUGCACGAGUUGUACCAGAUCGAAAGUCCGAUGUAAUCUCGAAAGACCCGUCUGUGCCCGGUGCAAGUCGCUCGGUCGGGUCUGCGAAUACACCACACCGAGCUCGACCUCAGAGCCUGCAAACAACAACUCAUUCAAUACUUCUUAUAUACCCAGUCCACCAGUAGACCCGAGUCUCGAUACGACAUCAAUUUCUCUAGCUAGUCCUGAAACUAGAUCUGCCGCCCCAAGCCGGACACAGGAGCCAGAACUCGACUUUACGCAUACAGACCUCGUCCCAAAUAAUGCAGCAGACGAUAUCCGCGACCGCUGGCUCCGACCGUACAUUCUUCCCCCGCUGGGUGGAGAAGAAGUGCCCAAGCUGUAUCAUCCGUUCACCCUGCAGUAUAUCUCCCGCGUUCUGAGCAGCUACCCCCGGCGCAUGGUGCGAGACGGUGAUAUCCCGCCGAUAAUCCAUCACACCCAAGUGUUGAAGGACCAGACGCCUCUUGCGCUGGCGAACUGCUUCACGCUCGUCCGGAUGUGGAUGCAGUCUGCACCGGGCAGCGAGGCGAUUGUUAUACAGACAGUGCAGAAUGAGAUGGAUAGGUUAGCAGAGGACCCUAACCCCGAUUUAAACCCCGAUAUAACCCACCUAUCCACCUUCCAAGCCUACCUCAUCUACUCCCUGCUGCUCUACUUUUCCCCACCAGGCCAAAGCCAAAGCCAAAACCAGGCUCUAGUAACAGACAAGACCAUGAUAACACUCAUGGAACUCGCCUUCCGCACAGCACGACACGGCCUCCUCUCGCGAUCCGAACAGUCUCGCUCAAAACCAACCUGGGAGUCCUGGAUCGUGGCAUCCACCAAACGCCGCGCGAUCUACGUAAUGUACCUCUUCAGCAGCCUGUACAAUGCCGAGCACUCGCUGCCCAAUUUCGUGGCGGAGGAGCUGAGGGGUGUACUCCUGCCGGAGGGACGGGGGGUUUGGGAGGCGGGGUCUCGUGAGGUCUGGGACAGGGAGUAUGAGAGGUAUUUGAACGAGUGGCAGGAUGGGAUGAUGGGGAUUGAGGAGCUGUGGAAGUCGCGGGAGACGGGGUCGAGAGAGCGGAGACUCAGGGUUGAGCGGUGGAUUGCCACUGUCGAUGAGUUUGGGAUGUUUCUGUUUGGCGUCUGUGUGCAUCUGCAUGGGUGUUGA
Messenger RNA from Aspergillus puulaauensis, 1221 nucleotides. RefSeq names its product Zn(II)2Cys6 transcription factor domain-containing protein. The transcript is spliced from 2 exons. Lineage: Eukaryota; Fungi; Ascomycota; Eurotiomycetes; Eurotiales; Aspergillaceae. Gene Ontology annotation, biological process: regulation of DNA-templated transcription; DNA-templated transcription. Gene Ontology annotation, molecular function: zinc ion binding; DNA binding; DNA-binding transcription factor activity, RNA polymerase II-specific. The record is from RefSeq and is a predicted model, not a curated record. The coding region runs from base 1 to 1221 and encodes 406 amino acids.